Messenger RNA from Talaromyces proteolyticus, 933 nucleotides. Its product is annotated as glycoside hydrolase superfamily. The transcript is spliced from 6 exons. Lineage: Eukaryota; Fungi; Ascomycota; Eurotiomycetes; Eurotiales; Trichocomaceae. Gene Ontology annotation, molecular function: hydrolase activity, hydrolyzing O-glycosyl compounds. The record is from RefSeq and is a predicted model, not a curated record. Bases 1 to 933 code for a protein of 310 amino acids.
AUGUCGAUACUCUCAAACUCAGUUACCUUGACAGCAUUUACUACUACGGACGGUCUCAACUUUAAGAUUGCGUUCCUAAACAACAGUGACAUGGACUAUGUCCUCGACGACAUAGCGUUAUCUGACUUAAAAAUAUCCCGAGUCUGGGGAUUAAAUGAUGUCAACACGAUUCCAGUUUCUGGAAGAGUGUGGGCUGAUGGGCUUCAGAAGCUUGAUUAUGCGGUCAGUGGUGCUGAGUCGCGAGGAGUCAAGCUGAUCAUCAACAUUGUCAACAAUUGGGAUAACUAUAGAGGGAUGAAUGCCUACGUCGUUGCUUAUGGGGGAACCUUAACGGGCUGGUACAACAACACUCAAAUCCAAGCGGCUUACCAGACGUACAUCAAAGUUGUAAUCGAUCGAUAUAGUACGUCAUCCAUUAAGUCCCUGGACUUUGAGCACAUGGCCACCAUCAGCGAUGUGGGCUUUGGCUUUACGAAUGGAUCCGAUGGUUCAUAUCCGUAUACAUUUGGGGAAGGACUCGACUUUGUGACAAAUUUGUGUAUUCCCACAAUUAAUUUUGACACUUUCCAUCUAUAUACUAAUAGCUGGGGUGAAGCAUUGCCUUGGGGUAGAAGUUGGGUGUCAACUCAUGGCGCCGCUUGUGCAGCGAUAGGAAAGCCGUGCGUUCUCGAAGAAUUUGGAGUAACUUAUGAUCAGUGCACAUACGAGGCCCAAUGGCAGGCUACGGCCCUAAACACCUCAGGUAGCGCGGCCAACAUGUUCUGGCAGUACGAGUCCCCGAACAACGGUAACACAAUAUACUAUAGCAUUAACACAUACACUUGCAUUGUCAUGAACCACAUCAAACAUCAAAGCAAUUGGACAACUGGAAAUAACUAUUUGCCGCACUGGCUGAUGAGACUGUUUGUAUAUGAUCAUCUGACUCAUGUUUGA